Molecule: messenger RNA, 5447 nt
Organism: Esox lucius (northern pike)
Lineage: Eukaryota; Metazoa; Chordata; Actinopteri; Esociformes; Esocidae
Gene: hip1rb
Product: huntingtin interacting protein 1 related b
Exons: 32
Coding region: 323-3535 (1070 amino acids)
Biological process (GO): clathrin coat assembly; actin filament organization; endocytosis
Cellular component (GO): actin cortical patch; clathrin-coated vesicle
Molecular function (GO): clathrin-cargo adaptor activity; phosphatidylinositol-3,5-bisphosphate binding; clathrin light chain binding
Source: RefSeq, a predicted model, not a curated record
AGGCAUAUAGUCUCCCUGUCGCAUGGGCUCCCCCGGCGUUUCUAUCUGCGAAUUACUGUCGUAUCCACGAGGAUCCACGUAGCCAACAGCAAACAUUGCAUUCAUUUCGCCUUUACCCCGGCCAAAUGCGUUCUGUCUAUUGAGUUCGCUGCCUCCCAAUGCCAAUCGCAGACGUAAAACGCCUGGAACCGGUUGUUCGCGCGUUUCUUAUAAAACGCAUUGAUAUACAGUUGCGUUUAUAACAGACAAUAACAAAUUUGUCAUAAACAGUCAUUAUCGUCGAAUAUUUAUCGAGGAUUGAGCCGGCUUUCAAGACAUAAGGAUGAAUUCCAUUCGACAUGUGCCUUCAAGGGUAAAAAGCAAAAGGACGGAAACCAAUUUAGGUGCGGAGAGGGAACAUUUUGACAAGCAGCAGCUCAGCAGCAUCAGCAAAGCCAUCAACUCUGCUGAGGCUCCUUUGAAGGAGAAACAUGCACGCCGGAUCAUUCUGGGGACCCACAGAGAGAAGGGGGCCUUCACCUUUUGGUCUUACGCAUUGGGCCUCCCCCUGUCCAGCAGCUCCAUCCUCAGCUGGAAGUUCUGCCACGUGCUGCACAAAGUGCUACGGGACGGCCACCAUAAUAGCCUCCAAGACUGCAUGAGACAUCACAGUAACAUAGUUGAGACCGGGCAACUGUGGGGCAACCUUCACGAUAGAUAUGGACAGCUGGUGGCAUUGUACGCAAAGAUGCUCUGCACCAAGAUGGAGUUUCAUGUGAAGCAUUCUGAAAUCCGAUGCAACCUAGAGGUGACAGAUGAGGUUUUGGAGCGUGUCGCGGGAACGGAUGUCAAUAAUGUGUUCCAGGUCACUGUGGAAGUAUUUGAUUACCUGGAUACAGAGCUGAGGCUAGCGGAGACAGUGAUCCGGCAGCUUAAUACCUCCAGUACCAUCUCUACGAUGACGUCUGGCCAGUGUCGUCUGGCACCCCUCAUUCAGGUCAUCCAGGACUGCAGUCACCUCUACCACUUCUCAGUCAAGCUGCUUUUCAAACUACACGCCUGUCUCCCACCAGACACCCUGCAAGGACACCGUGAUCGUUUCCACGACCAGUUCCACAGCCUCAAGACCUUUUUCAACAAAGCCAGGGACAUGCAGUACUUCAAGAGACUCAUCCAGAUCCCUAAGCUGCCAGAUUCACCUCCUAACUUCCUGCAUGCGGCCUCCUUGGCCAAGCACGCAAGGCCGGUGGUCGUCAUCCCGGACGAAGAUGAGCCUGAGCAGCAGGAUGAUGACGACGAUGACCCUGAACCACUGAUCGAUGUCAGCGAGAUCCCCGCAGCCACCAUGGCGGUGCCACAAGCAAAGUUUGACAUAUUUGAUCAGACCUUUGGACCUGCCAACGGUGGUUUUGACGACCGGGAAAUCCAAAUUGAGACCCUCAAGCGGGACUUGGAGCUGUUGAGGUUAGAGCUGGAAAGGGUCAAAGGAGAGGCCCAACGCUACAUCACCCAGCUCAAGUCCCAGAUCAACAGUCUGGAGGCGGAGCUAGAAGAACAGCGAGUGCAGAAACAGCGUGCCCUAGUGGAGAACGAGCAGUUGCGCAUGGAGUUGGAGGCCACACGCCGCCGUAAUGCUGAGCACGAGAGCCUGCAGGCCAGUUUUGGAGAGGCAGAGCAGAGAGCCCAGGUCACAGAGCAGCGCUACAAUAAGUUAAAGGAGAAGCACACUGAGCUGGUGUCUAGCCAUGCGGAACUGCUGAGGAGGAGUGCAGACACAGUGAAGAUGCUGUCAGUCACCCAGCAGACCCAAGAGGAGGUGGAGAGGACCAAGCAACAGCUAGCGUUUGAGGUGGAGCGCAUCAAACAAGAUGCGGACAUGAAGGUUGAAGAGCAGAAGUUUGAAAUACUGAAGCUCAAACGGGAGUUUGAAGAGAAGAGGGCAGAGCUGGAACGUGUCAAAGGCACUCUACACAGCAAUGAGAAGGUGGGGGAACAGCUGACCAGCUCCAUGUCAGCGCUGCAGGCAGAGAAGGAGCGUCUGAUGCGUUCUGUGAGUGAUAAGGAGGCGGAGCUGUCCUCCCUGCGCCAGGCUGCACAGCUGCAGCAAUCAUCCCUGCAGCAGGAGAGAGAGAGGAGCACCAAGGAGCUGGGAGAGCUACAGGGCAAGCUGAAGGAGAAGUCUAGCCGUGAGGAGCAGUUGAAGCAGAAGUUGCUGGAUGAGCAGUUCACCCUGCUGCAAGGAACCGUCUCUGAGGCUGAGAGCAUCAUCCAGGAUGCUGUUGCCAAGCUGGAUGACCCCCUGCACAUCCGAUGCACCAGCUCCCCAGAUUACCUGGUCAGUCGGGCAGAGGCCACGUUGGGCUCAAUUGACAAGGUCAAAAGUGGUCACUCUGAGUACCUGACGAACAUGGGAGACGCUGGCGGGCUGUUGAGGGCCCUGACCCAGUUCUCCCAUCUCACCGCCGACACCAUCAUCAAUGGCAGUGCAACAGCACACAUGGCUCCCACCGACCAUGCGGACCGUCUGACAGAGAAUUGCAGGGGCUGUGCCACUCAAAGUCUGCAGUUCUUGAAGGAUCUGAAGUCCAAGGCCUCGCUACAGAGGGCUGAUCCAGCCUCCAUUCGUGUGGUUGUCCAAAAGAUCCUGAUGCUUGGAAAGGAGCUGCGGCCCAAAGGCAUGGAUGUGCGACAGGAUGAGCUAGGAGAUCUGGUGGACAAGGAGAUGGCAGCCACAUCAGCAGCUAUCGAGGAGGCAGUGCGCAGAAUUGAUGAAAUGAUGAAUCAGGCACGAAAGGACACCUCUGGGAUCAAACUUGAGGUCAAUGAAAGGAUCCUGAACAGCUGCACAGGCCUGAUGAAAGCCAUCCACCUGCUGGUCCUGGCGUCCACUGACCUACAGAAGGAGAUUGUCGAGGGAGGGAGGGGUGCAGCCACUAUUAAGGAGUUCUAUGCCAGGAACUCCCGUUGGACGGAGGGUCUCAUCUCUGCCUCCAAAGCUGUGGGAUGGGGGGCUACACAGAUGGUUGAGUCUGCUGACAAGGUGGUGCUGCACACAGGCAAGUAUGAAGAGCUCAUCGUCUGCUCCCACGAGAUCGCUGCCAGUACAGCACAGCUGGUUGCUUCCUCCAAGGUCAAGGCUGACCGCAACAGUACGAAACUGACAGCUCUGCAGCAGGCUUCUCGCCGCGUGAACGAGAUGGCAGCCAGUGUAGUGGCCUCUACCAAGACAGGCCAAGAGCACCUUGAGGAUAAGAAUACCAUGGACUUCUCCGGAAUGUCCCUGAUCAAGUUAAAAAUGGAAGAAAUGGAGUCGCAGGUGAAGGUGUUGGAGCUAGAGAAUCAGCUGGGUAAUGAGCGUCUGCGUCUGGGAGAGCUCAGGAAGAAGCACUAUGAUAUAGCAGGUGUUCCAGCAACAGACUUCUCAGAGGACAAUGGCCUGGCCUCCGUACCUACCUCUGUUGCUCCGCCCUCACCCAACCCCACCAAACCUAGCAUCAUGAGGAAGCCUGCCUUGGCUCAGAAACCCAAUCUACCACCUAAAAAUAUGCCCAGGUAGACCGCUGCAAGCUGCAAGGACAUGUCUGUAAUGGAGGGUCGGAAACAAAGACGCCUCUCGUAUGAAGUAAACACAGGGUUCCUUUGAGCUGCUUUCAACUGGACAAUCCUCCAUCCUAAACACAACCUUGCCUCUUCUUUUGUUCUCUUUGACAAACUGGAACUGCUCUUCUUCGGGGCUGAUUUUCCCGCAGUGCUUUCUGCUUUUAAAAGCAGCACACUGUAUCCUUCUUUUAUGGAUUAACACUUGAGUGCCAUCAAGGUGGUAUUCUUUAUUAUAGUGGACAUAAUUUUAAUGAUUAAAAUGAAAAUAUUUUAAGAAAUCACACUAAUCCUUUUUAAUACAACAAUGCCAUUUUGUGUCUAAACUUUUUACUUUUAAUGAAUGCUUUAAGCAAAAGACUGGCUGUGGAUCUGAAUGGUCUUUGGCCUUUUACUAUUUCUGGCACUAUGAAUCCAGAAGCUUCUUAGCAUGUGCAGAUCUCAUUCUGUGCUUGUGUUUAUGCUCUUUACAUAGCUGUGUCUGUUGCUGAACAUUCCCAGUCCCAUUUUGAACAAACCAUAAAUGUAUGUGUUUUAUAUAGGCUUUGUAGGAAAUAUUCACUGUCUGUUUUAACUUAGGAUAUAUUGCAUUAGGAGAAGCAUGGCGCAGUCUAUACACUGAAUUGGGACUCUACUUGCCUGCCCCUGCUUUAGCAAAUUUCGCAAUGAUCAUUCACGUAGGUUACCUUGCGGUUUUGUUGUUUGUUUCAGGCUUUUAUUUGUAAAAGCUGUUACAACAGACGUUUGUAGCCUACAACAGGUUGAAGUAUGUUUAGUACAACUCACAGGAGGAGCGGUAGGUUUCUUUUUGGGAUAUUUGUUCAAAUACUGGCAGGAUUUUUAUUUCUGCUGUUCAGAAUAAUGAGGUGGGGACAUAGGCUACAUGUUGAUGAAAUUGUGAGUAAAGCAGAAUGUUUCAAAGUAAAGCUGGAUCCACAGCCAAAAAUGUUUUUUAAUAAUUGUGUUAGAAUGGCCAGGAUCACUGUAAUAUAAAAGCAACAUUUUAAAUUAGGCCAGACCUGUGACAGCCUCUUAAAACACAUCGCUUGGGAGCAUCUUUGUGGAGUGCCUCAUUGUAUUUAUUUUUUUCUAUAUAUCAGUUGGUGCUUGCUAAAGCUGGGAGACUUCGGCAAAUCAGGCAGAAAAGCACAUGUUCACAUGCCAAGUCCAUGUUGGAGACCUCUGAAGUGGGUCCAGCUUGUCAUUCACACUAGUUGUAUGCAUAUGUGUGCUUCAUUCCUUUACAUAUCCCUGAACAUGAUCAUCAGUAAGACCAGGAGUUGAACAUGUUUAGAGAAAGACCUCCCAACCCUGUUUAAGUUACCAUGUUUAACUAGAUCUGUCUAGAUUAACCUGACGUUCCACAGUCGGUCCUUUCAGUGCCUAUUCACAUGUAUAUGGGUAUAAUUAGGCACUUUACAUUCAUUAACAAUAAGAAAUUCACUCGAUGUACAAAUUAUUGUAUGUAUCUCUUCUACGGCCCCCUAACCAAUUAAUGUCUCACAAUGUUGUCCCCAGACAUUGGUCCACAAAGGGAAUCCCCUUGACAAUAAACCAUUCUCACCUUACAGUACAUUUUUGGAGGACGGACAUAUUCCUGUAACUUUCCCAGGCUGAAAGGCACAGGAAAUAAUGAAAAUGUGAUGGCACAAGGGGCUGUACAAUGCUAUAGUAUGCCUAACUUCUCUUUUUUUGUGGGAGCUAAAGAUUCUUACUUGUAUGUAUGUAUGUAUGUUCUGGUUGUUUCUCUGUUUUAAACAUGUCUUUAUACAUUCAAAUAUAGUAAUAUAUUUUAGUAAAGAUUAAUGUUACUGUGGAUCACCCUUGUAAUAACUGUAUAUGUCAAAUGAACAAUAAAUGUUUAGACCUAG